AUGGCAGGAGGCAACAACAGGCAAAGGAAGUCCGCCUUCAAGUCGGUGCUCAACAUUUUCAAAUCCAACAGCAGUAGGCACAGAUCGUCAUCAGAUGCCUACUACUACGACGACGGGCCCAACAAGGCCACAUCGUGGACCAAGGUGUGGCCCAGUGACGAGGACAGAGGCCGGUGGGGAGUAGCCGAUCCUGUCAUCGACACCAAGGCCACAACCUUCAUUGCUCAGUACAAGAAACCACGAACCAUACCUCAGCCGGGUCUGUUAGUUAUUUCAGAUAGGCAUAAUGGCAUCAAGGCAGCACUCGAGGCUCCGGAUGGGGGAUGGCUACCCCCAGCUGCGUACCGGGCGUUCUGCAUUCGACACGUUGCAUCGAAUUUUGCAUUGACGUUCAAGGGAAAAGAUGCCCGGAGGCUUCUUGUUAACGCCGCAUAUGCGAAGACUGAAGUGGAGUUCGACUACUGGUUUGACAUUAUGCGCUCUGAGAAUCCGGCAAUGUGUGACUGGGCGAACCGAAUCGAGUAUUCGUUGUGGACACAGUACUGUGAUGCGGGUCGGAGAUUCGGGCACAUGACGACCAAUAUUUUUGAAUGUGUCAACUCAAUCCUGAAGGGGGUAAGAAACCUCCCUGUUUGCUCGCUGGUGAAGGCCACAUACGGAAGGCUAGCUGAGCUAUUUGUCCGUAAGGGAAGGGAGGCCGAGGCUCAGAUGGGUACUGGACAACAAUUCAGUCAAUACCUAGUAAAGUGUAUCAAGGCCAACCUGAAGACAGCCAGGUGCUUCACGGUGACUGUUUACGACAGGGAUAACUCGGAAUACACCGUUGCUGAGACGACUCCGACAGGUUCAUUCUCCCUUGGUACGUACAGGGUCUCAUUAGGGUCUAAGACUUGUGAUUGUGGAUACUUCCAAGCACUUCAUUUUCCCUGUCCACACGCACUGGCAUGUUGUGCUUAUUCACGACUUACAUGGCAGCCCUACGUCCACGAGGUCUAUCGCCUGAGUUCCGUUUUCGGUGUCUAUCAGAUGGGAUUUACACCUCCCAUUCCAGAGGAUUUCUGGCCACCUUAUGCAGGGCCAACCAUUAUACCGGAUCCGAAUAUGAGGCGUGCGCGGGAGGGUCGUCCUAGAUCCACAAGAAUCCGCACCAACACGGAUGAAGCAGAUCCGAACCAGCCAAAGAGAUGUGGCCUCUGCAGGCAGCCAGGUCACACCAGGCAUAGUUGUCCACAAGGCGCUGGCCCCAGCGGGACUGCUGGAAAUCAAUAG
Molecule: messenger RNA, 1269 nt
Organism: Arachis ipaensis
Lineage: Eukaryota; Viridiplantae; Streptophyta; Magnoliopsida; Fabales; Fabaceae
Source: RefSeq, a predicted model, not a curated record